GGCGGGGCCGGGGCUCUGUGUAAGAUGGCGGCGGCGGCGGCAGGAGGCGGCCGGGCCCGGUGCUGACCCCCCCCCCCCCUCCCCCCCCCCCCCCCCAACCCGACCUUUCUCUCGUCUCCCCUUUUAUCCCAGUUACCUCCAACACCCCCUUAGCAGAAGCACCCAGCUUUCCCCCGCCCCCCCCACGGCGAGUGACUGGGCCAGUGCCGGGCCGAGGAUGGACUGGUUGUGAUUCCCGGCGGAGCGUGAGGACGAGGCCAAACCCCCCCCCCCCCUCCCCAAAAUGAAAGUGGAUCGGACAAAGUUAAAGAAAACCCCUACUGAGGCGCCCGCCGACUGCCGGGCCCUCAUCGAGAAGCUGAAAGCGUGCGGCGACGAGCAGCUGCUGGCCGAGCUGCAGCAAAUCAAGACAUGGAACAUCGGGAAGUGCGAGCUCUACCACUGGGUGGAUCUCUUGGAUCGCUUCGACGGGAUCCUGGCGGAAGCCGGUCGACCGGUGGAAAACAUGUCGUGGAUGCUGGCUUGCGACCGGCCGGAGCGCGAGCAGCUCAAAGCCCUCCUCUUGGCUCUCCUCAACUUCACCGCUCUCCUCAUCGAGUACAGCUUCUCCCGCCACCUCUACAGCUCCAUCGAGCACCUGACGACGCUGUUGGCCUCGUCGGACAUGCAAGUGGUGUUGGCCGUGCUCAACCUCCUCUACGUCUUCAGCAAACGCUCCAACUACAUCACGCGCCUGGGGUCCGACAAGCGAAGCCCCCUCCUCUCCCGCCUGCAGCACCUGGCUGAGAGCUGGGGCGGGAAAGAGAACGGAUUUGGGUUGGCCGAGUGCUGCCGGGACCUCCACAUGCUGAAGUACCCUCCCAGCGCCACCACCCUCCACUUCGAGUUCUACGCCGAGCCGGGUGUUGAGGUGAAGGUGGACAAGCGGGCCACCAGCACCACCCUACACUACAUCCACAUCGAGCAGCUGGACAAGAUUUCGGAGAGCCCCUCAGAGAUCAUGGAGUCCCUCACCAAGAUGUACAGCAUCCCCAAAGACAAACAGAUGCUUCUGUUCACCCACAUCCGCCUGGCCCACGGCUUCUCCAACCACAAGAAGCGACUGCAAGCGGUGCAAGCGCGGCUCCACGCCAUCUCCAUCCUGGUCUACUCCAACGCCUUGCAGGAGUCGGCCAACAGCAUCCUCUACAACGGCCUCAUCGAGGAGCUCGUGGACGUCCUCCAAAUCACCGACAAACAGCUAAUGGACAUUAAGGCAGCUUCGUUACGAACCCUCACCUCCAUCGUCCACCUGGAGCGAACCCCGAAGCUGAGCAGCAUCAUCGACUGCACCGGCACCGCUUCCUACCACGGCUUUCUGCCCGUCUUAGUCCGCAACUGCAUCCAAGCCAUGAUCGACCCCUCCAUGGAGCCCUACCCCCACCAGUUCGCCACCGCUCUCUUCUCCUUCCUCUACCACUUGGCCAGCUACGACGCCGGCGGCGAGGCACUGGUCUCCUGCGGCAUGAUGGAGGCGCUGCUCAAGGUGAUCAAGUUCCUGGGGGACGAGCAGGACCAGAUCACCUUCGUCACCCGAGCCGUGCGGGUGGUGGAUCUCAUCACCAACCUCGACAUGGCCGCCUUCCAGUCGCACAGCGGCCUCUCCAUCUUCAUCUACCGCCUCGAGCACGAGGUGGAUCUGUGCCGCCGCGAGUGUCCCUUCGUCAUCAAGCCCAAGGUGCAGCGUCCCCCCGCCGCCGCCCUCCCCGAGGGCGAGGAGAUGGAGACGGACAUGGAAGUGACGGACGUGGCCAUGGAGAGCAGCCCCGGUCCCUCGAGCGACACCCGGCAGGAUCCGGCGAACGCCGCCGUCCCCAGCACCAGCGCCGCCGCCUCCUCGUCCCCCCGCGGCGGCGUCCAGUGCAUCCCCCAACGCGCCGCUUUGCUCAAAUCCAUGCUGAAUUUCCUGAAAAAAGCCAUCCAAGAUCCCGCUUUUUCCGACGGGAUCCGACACGUGAUGGACGGCUCGCUGCCCACCUCCCUGAAGCACAUCAUCAGCAACGCCGAAUAUUACGGCCCUUCGCUCUUCCUCCUGGCGACCGAGGUGGUGACGGUCUUCGUGUUCCAGGAGCCUUCGCUGCUCUCCUCCCUGCAGGACAACGGCCUCACCGACGUCAUGCUGCACGCGCUGCUCAUCAAGGACGUCCCGGCCACCCGCGAGGUUUUGGGUUCGUUGCCCAACGUUUUCAGCGCGCUGUGCCUCAACGCCCGGGGCCUGCAGUCGUUCGUGCAGUGCCAACCCUUCGAGCGGCUCUUCAAGGUGCUGCUUUCGCCCGACUACCUCCCCGCCAUGCGGCGCCGGCGCAGCUCCGACCCCCUCGGAGACACGGCCUCCAACUUGGGCAGCGCCGUGGACGAGCUGAUGCGGCACCAGCCCACCCUCAAGACCGACGCCACCACCGCCAUCAUCAAGCUUUUAGAGGAGAUUUGCAGCCUGGGCCGGGACCCCAAGUAUAUCUGCCAGAAACCCUCGAUGCAGAAGGCCGACGGGACGGCGGCAGCGCCCCCUCCUCGUUCCCCUCACGCCGCCGAAGAAGCCUCGAGCGAGGAUGAGGAGGAGGAGGAAGUUCAGGCCAUGCAGAGCUUCAGCGCCACCCAACAGAGCGAGGCCGAACCCAGCCAGCAGGUGGUGGGCACGGAGGAGCGCAUCCCCAUCCCCCUGAUGGAUUAUAUCCUCAACGUGAUGAAAUUCGUGGAGUCGAUCCUGAGCAACAACACGACGGACGAUCACUGCCAGGAGUUCGUGGCCCAACGGGGGUUGCGCCCCCUCGUCACCAUUUUGGGGCUCCCCAACCUUCCCGUCGACUUCCCCACCUCCGCCGCUUGCCAAGCCGUGGCCGGAGUCUGCAAAUCUAUCCUGACGCUGUCGCACGAGCCGAAGGUGCUGCAGGAGGGCUUGCUGCAGCUGGAGGCCGUCCUGUCGGCGCUGGAGCCCCUCCACCGGCCCAUCGAGGCGCCGGGGGGGUCGGUGCUGCUGCGCGAGCUGGCGGGGGCCGGCAGCGUCCCCGACGCCACCCUCUCGGCGCAGGCCACCCCCCUCCUCCACGCCCUCACCGCCGCCCACGCCUACAUCAUGAUGUUCGUCCACACGUGCCGUGUCGGGCAGAGCGAGAUCCGGGCCAUCUCGGUGAACCAGUGGGGAUCCCAGUUGGGAUUGAGUGUUUUGGGGAAACUGAGUCAGCUCUACUGCUCCCUGGUGUGGGAGAGCACCGUGCUGCUCUCGCUCUGCACCCCGAACAGCCUCCCCCCGGGGUGCGAGUUCGGGCAGGCCGACAUGCAGAAGCUGGUGCCCAAGGAGGAGAAGGCGGCGCCCAGCCCCCCCCAGGGCGGCAAGCGGGCAGAGGGCGAAGGGGAGGGCGGCCCCGGGGGGGCGGGGGGCGUCGGCGACCCCCCCCCAGCGCAGGGGCUGCUGGAGGGGAUGGGGCUGGAGGGCGAGGCCCUGGCGCCCAUGGAGACGGACGAGCCCGGCGCCGCCGACCCCAAGGCCAAGGGCAAGAUCACGCCCGCCAUGGCCGCCCGCAUCAAGCAGAUCAAACCCCUGCUCUCCGCGUCGUCGCGCCUGGGCCGGGCGCUGGCCGAGCUCUUCGGGCUGCUGGUGAAGCUGUGCGUGGGCUCGCCCGUGCGGCAGCGCCGCAGCCACCACGCCGCCGCCGCCGCCCCCGCCCCCACGCCCGCCGCCCGCGCCACCGCCUCCGCCCUCACCAAGCUGCUCACCAAGGGGCUCAGCUGGCAGCCCCCGCCCUACACCCCCACCCCCCGCUUCCGGCUGACGUUCUUCAUCUGCUCGGUGGGCUUCACCUCCCCCAUGCUCUUCGACGAGCGCAAGUUCCCCUAUCACCUCAUGCUGCAGAAAUUCCUCUGCUCCGGCGGCCACAACGCCCUCUUCGAGACCUUCAACUGGGCGCUCUCGAUGGGGGGUAAGGUCCCGGUGGCGGAGGGGCUGGAGCACCCCGACCUCCCCGACGGCACCGGCGAGUUUCUGGACGCGUGGCUGAUGCUGGUGGAGAAGAUGGUGAACCCCAGCACGGUGCUGGAGUCGCCCCACGCUCUGCCCGCGAAGGCUCCCGCCCACGGGCAAGCCCAUUUCAGCGCCCUGAGGUUCCUCGUCGUCACCCAGAAGGUGGGGGUGGCGCUUUGGGG
Molecule: messenger RNA, 4179 nt
Organism: Phalacrocorax carbo (great cormorant)
Lineage: Eukaryota; Metazoa; Chordata; Aves; Suliformes; Phalacrocoracidae
Source: RefSeq, a predicted model, not a curated record